AUGCGUUGGGGAGGCGAGCUGCUGCUGCUGCUGCCGCUGCUGGGGCUAGCUGUCCCAUUACCCGUUCUGUUCUGUUCGGGUUCGUCUUCCCCUGCCGAGUCUGUGCUGCUGGAGGCAGAGGAUGAGGCGUUGUUGCUGCAACCGCUUGGCUUUGCUGUCCCCCGCCCUCCUGCAGCUGGGUCUCUUGCAGACCCUGCUGCACCAGGUACUGCUGCUGCUGGUGUUGCAAUACCAGGAGCUGAUGAGGAAGGAUCUGUUUCCGCUGCAGCCCCAGCAGCAACCCCAGCAGCAGGUGCUGAUGAAAGAGGGUCUGCUCCUGCUGCAACUCCUGCUGCAGGACUUUCUCCAGCUCCCGAUGCAUCUCCCCCAGCGUCUGGAGGUUCCGUCAGUUCCUCUUCUGCGGGUACACGGAGAACGCGUAAGACGAAUAGGAAGGGCCUCGCUUCCUCUCGAAGGGUCGGCCGACGAUCACGAAGAGCAAAGACAGAUAGGGGGGGCUCCUCUGCUGCUGCAGCAGAAAAGGCAUUAGCUAGGAGGAAGACAGCAACAACAACGGGAGUGUCUGUGAGAAGACACAAGAAGAGCUCGCAAAGAUCGCGCAGAGAGCGCUCGUCAGGGAGACGCAGCUCCAGGCGCCCGUCCGCUGCAGCAGCAGCAGGGCCGGCAACAGACAAAAAAGCAGCAGCAGCAGAAGCAGAUUCGAAAGGCACGAAGGUACCGAGUGCAGCAGCGGAGGGCGCGGAGAACAAAGUGGAUUCCAGACGCUCCCAGGAGUUGCUGCUUAAGAAGCCGCCAAAAUGGAGCUCUAGAGAUAUGCUGCAGCGACUGCAGCAGCUAAAGCCACAAAGAGGGAGAACAGUUAAUAAAAUUUUCAGAGCUCUUAGUGGCAUCUUGGGUGUCGUGGCACUUCUUGUGCUUUGCGCCAUCCUGUCUACUGUCAACAGCAACGGACCCGGACGUGACAUGCCAUAUAUCGCCAGCUCGCUGCGGUUUGUGUGGGUCUUCAGGAUGCUGUCUAUUUGCUUGGGGACCAGCUUAUUAAUGCAAGAGUUUCCCCCCAAAAAUUUGACACUGGAGGAGGUUAAUGAGGUUCUGGACGACAUAGAAAGGCAGCUCAAUGAGUUUGUCGCCAGGGACCCUAGAGAAAGAUACAGGUCGGCCGUCAGUAUAUUUGGCCCUCGCGGGUCCUACGACAGGAUCAAUGUGUACGAAGAAGAAGUGCGCAUAAAAUAG
Messenger RNA from Eimeria maxima, 1233 nucleotides. RefSeq lists its product as hypothetical. The record is from RefSeq and is a predicted model, not a curated record. Bases 1 to 1233 code for a protein of 410 amino acids. NCBI's taxonomy places the organism in Eukaryota, Apicomplexa, Conoidasida, Eucoccidiorida, Eimeriidae. The transcript has 5 exons.